AUGUGGUGGCUACUGAAAACAAUUUGGCUUGUUCAUGUAAUUGGAAACAUACUUUGUUUGUUGAAACCCAAACCGAAGAACCCUGAAGCCAAUAUGAAUAUUAGUGAGAUUAUUUCCUAUUGGGGCUAUAAAUGGGAAGUGUAUGAAGUUGUGAGUGGUGAUGGUUACAUUCUUCCAAUUUACCGGAUUCCAUGCGGGAAGAACGAGACCAUGGAUUCAUCCCCAAAGACAGUAGUGUAUUUGCAGCAUGGCUUGACUCUAUCUGCUUCUGCUUGGAUUCUCAACCCUCCCAGUAGCAGCUUGGGCUUCCUUCUGGCAGAUGCUAAUUUUGAUGUGUGGCUGGGGAACAGCAGAGGCAAUAAUUAUGCCAUGAAACAUGUGUACCUAGACCCAAAUUCUGAAGCAUUCUGGGAUUUUAGUUUUGAUGAACAAAUAAAAUUUGACAUUCCAGCCAUCAUUGAUUUCAUUGUGAACAAGACAGGACAGAAACAAAUCUACUAUGUUGGCCAUUCCCAGGGCACCCUUCUUGCUUAUGGGGCAUUUGCAACAAACCCACAGGUGGCACAGAAAAUUAAAGCCAACCUUGCCCUGGCCCCUGUUGUGACUACCAGGUAUCUGUCAGGUGCCUUUCGCACGAUUGCAUACGUUGACCCAACAGUGAUCAAGCAAGUUUUUGGAGAAAAGGAUAUAAUGACCGGAAAAGAUGACAACCAUAUCAUUCAGUUCAUUUGCCAUCGGCAGACAAUCGGAACUGUUUGUAAUAAUCUACUGACACUGCUAUUCGGAUAUAAUCCCCAAAAUUUAAAUGAGAGUCGUAUUGAUGUGUAUGCUGGGCAAAUUCCGGCAGGAACUUCAGUUAGGAGUAUACUUCAUUUUGCUCAGGGAAUCAGAACCGGUUUAGUCCAAGCUUAUAACUGGGGCAGUGAGGCUCUAAACAUGCAGCACUACAAUCAGUCUACUCCUCCAAUAUACAACUUGGAGAACAUGAAGGUUCAAACUGUCAUAUGGAGUGGUGUAAACGAUAUUUUGGCAAAUCCCAUGGAUGUUAAAAACUUGGCAGCUAAAACCAACAAUCUAGUUUAUCACGAGAAGACUGAAAAGUAUAAUCAUGUGGAUUUUCUAAUUGGUAAAGAUGUUACUAUGCUUCAUAUGUCCAAAAGUCUUCAGAUUCCUUCAUUGGAUGCUUUUAAUCUCUUGGAAAGAACAAAAGAAAACCAGGCUCAGCCUUAA
Cricetulus griseus (Chinese hamster) is the source of this 1230-nucleotide messenger RNA. The record is from RefSeq and is a predicted model, not a curated record. NCBI's taxonomy places the organism in Eukaryota, Metazoa, Chordata, Mammalia, Rodentia, Cricetidae.